This is a messenger RNA of Dreissena polymorpha, 4143 nucleotides long. RefSeq names its product G-protein coupled receptor GRL101-like. NCBI's taxonomy places the organism in Eukaryota, Metazoa, Mollusca, Bivalvia, Myida, Dreissenidae. The record is from RefSeq and is a predicted model, not a curated record. Gene Ontology annotation, biological process: G protein-coupled receptor signaling pathway. Gene Ontology annotation, molecular function: protein binding; G protein-coupled receptor activity. Gene Ontology annotation, cellular component: membrane. The transcript is spliced from 27 exons.
AUGGUGGAUCGAAACUGUCACGUUGCGGGGGCUGUUUCCGAGAACCUGACCUAUAGUUGCCAUGGCGACGCUAUGUUUCUGUGCUCCAGUGAACCAAUAAAAUGCAUACCAGUAGGCAUGAAAUGCAAUGGGGUCAGUGAAUGCAGCAACGGUGCAGACGAGAGCGUGCAAAACUGCGGUUGUUUGCCAAAUGAGUUCCAGUGCAAUUCUACAUCGUGCAUAGAUAGCAUCAAGCGUUGCGAUAGAAACCAAGACUGUCAGAACUCGGAGGACGAAAUUGGUUGCGAAGUGGCAGACGCCAUUAUCAGAAGUAUUUGUAUUGUCUGUAUUGUCCUUUGUCAUUUGCACGAUCGUCUGUGCUUCCAGGCUUAUUCCCCUUUGAUUGUUUGCCCUUGUAAUGUAAUUCGUGUAAUUGCCCGAAAUUGUAGUCUCAAGUAUAUACUUCUUUGUGCGUGUAGUCUGAUUCCUAUGCAUCAGAAUUUAUAUGUGUUUAAUCUUAAUAACAGAAAAAAGAAAGAUUUUUUGUCGGUUUUAUUUUCUUAUACAGAGACCUACACCUGUCCGCCCACUCACAGCAAGUGCGUGAACCAUUACUGCAUACCUCUUGAGUAUGUAUGUAACCAUGACGACGACUGUGGAGACAACAGUGACGAAGGAAACGUGUGCGAGUACCGAGAAUGUUAUUACACGGAGUUUGCCUGUAGUAACAAGCUCUGCAUACCAGAAGGGAAGCUGUGCGAUGGCGUGGCCAAUUGUAAAGAUGGCAGUGACGAGGAAAACUGCGGCGAGCAUUUCCAAUGUGAGAAUGGGUUUUACAUCACACGGAACAAAGUCUGCAACGGCUUUAUUGACUGUCAGGAAACCCAGGCAGACGAGACUAACUGCGGUAAUUGUACGGUGGAUCAGUACCGGUGUAUGAAUGGCCGCUGUAUACGAAGGUCCAACAUCUGUGACGGGGAGUGUGACUGCUACAGCACCUGCGACGAUGAGCGUAACUGUGAAAAAACGGCCUGUCCCCUUGGAGACAGUUUUAUCUGCAAGAACAGUAACCGCUGCAUCGACAAGAAAUACCUCUGCGAUGGGGCCAAUGACUGCGCCAAUACCAGGAUGGGGAUGGACGAGUACUUUUGCAAAGCAAACCGGUCCGAGUGCGAUCCCCGCACGAAAAUCUGGUGCCAGGAGGGGAGAUGUCUGCCGGCCACGGGUCCAGAGAGAGUCACCUGUGAUCACUAUGCGGACUGUCUCAACGGAGAGGACGAAGAAGGCUGUGAGUCACCAUUACAUUCUUCCAAUAAAAGAAUUUUGUGUCCUACGAAAUCUCCAUGGAGUGUAUCUUCCACGUCUUCGUCUUCUUCAUCGUCGACGUCAACCUGUGACACUUGUAAAAAUGAUCUCAAAUCUGAGAUUCUUGAACUGAAAUCAGCGGUUUAUACGAUGGGCUUAGCGCUGGGCCAAUUAGUUGAUGAACUCCGUGAGUUCAAAGCGGAGAAAAGUGAUGUUGUUCCAGCUUUUGUUGUUCCUCCCAUUCAAAAUAGAAAGGAGAAUGAACCAGUCAUUGUUCGAAGGCCAACAAUCACUGAAAGGUGUCAUUACCAGCCAUCUCCUGCGAGUUCACGUGGUCGAGGUCGUUUUCAUCUCUACCUUCUAGAUUACCCACCGUGUAACUCCAGUCAGUUCCAUUGUCACAACGGCCAGUGUAUACCCUGGGAGCAACGAUGUAACGGUGGACCGCCGGAUUGCUUCGAUCGCUCCGACGAAAUAAAUUGUGAGCAGAACACUUGCGCGUACGGUCUUGCCAGAUGCAAGUCGGGUCAGUGCAUCCCGCAGGAGUUCUGGUGCGACUACAUCCGGGACUGUCCCGACUUCUCCGAUGAAACAGACUGUGAAAGAAGGCGGUGCAACAUCAGUGAAUUUCGCUGCGCUAACGGGCAGUGUAUCGACCAAAAGUAUGUCUGCUACAACGGAAAGAAAAUUGGACGAAAGGGCUGCAUGGACGGAUCCCAUCUUCUUAAUUGUCGUAAGUAACACUGUCUGUCCGGCCAGUUCAAAUGCACGUCCUCCUACUGCAUUGACACAGAAGACAAGUGCGAUAAUAACAUCGACUGCAAGAUGACAUACGUUGACGAAAAGGACUGCGGCUUCACCUGUCCCAGCCCCGAGAAUGUAUGUGACUGCAUUGACAUCGAGAUGCACUGUGAGAACCGCGGCCUCGACCACCUGCCGUACGAUCUUUCCAACGAAGACAUCACAAAGUUUCACAUGUCUCACAAUGCCAUCAACUUGACCAGCGACAUGUUUGACAAGCUCAGCAAGAUCGUAUACCUAGAUUUAAGCUCGAACGGGAUAGUUCACAUACCGGACGGGGUGUUCAAGAACUUAUGGCGACUGAUAACGCUGAAGCUUGAAAACAAUGGUAUAGAAGUGAUCACCAAUGGGACCUUCCACGGGCUGACUUUCUUACGAACUAUAAACCUUAACGGCAACAAGAUACGUGAGAUGACUCCGUAUGGAUUCAUGGGGCUGUCACAUUUACAUGCUCUGAAUCUCAGUUAUCAAUCUAUCCAGCGUCUACAUCAGAACACGUUCUCCGGACUCAGGAAUGUUCGCACCCUGAAUCUGUCCCACAACGCUAUCACGUUUAUCGAAGAAGGCGCGUUCAAUGGCCUCGCAUACUUACUUUCUCUAGACAUUUCAAAGAACGACAUCGACGUCAUUGAAGAGAACGUAUUUUCUGGACUGAAGUCUCUGGAUUACCUAUUGACUGACGAGUUCCGAUUCUGCUGCGCGGCGCGGGUGGUUGGUCGCUGCCUCCCGGAACCGGAUGAGUUUUCUUCGUGCACAGACCUCAUGUCCAACUACGUUCUGCGCGCCAGUAUUUGGAUCCUCGGCUUGGUCGCCUUCUGGGGAAACAUCGUUGUGGUUGUGUGGCGGACCAUGGACCUUAGGAACGGCAAGGUCCACUCCUUCCUGAUCACAAACCUCGCCGUGGGUGAUUUCCUGAUGGGAGGUUACCUGAUGAUCAUCGCCGUCGUAGAUGCUUACUAUCGAGGAAACUACAUCCUGUACGACCGGUUUUGGCGGGAAAGCGUCCUCUGCAAAGUGGCGGGAUUUCUCUCCACGUUCUCCAGCGAGCUCAGCGUAUUGACCUUGACCGUAAUUACGCUGGAUAGGCUGAUAUGCAUCAUAUUUCCGCUUCACUUCCGGCGUCUGAAGCUGAAGGGCGCUUUUUGCGUGAUGUCAUUCGUCUGGGUGACGGUGUCUGUGGUGUCCGCUAUACCGUUGCUAGGUAUCGACUAUUUUGGGAACUUCUAUGGCCGCUCCGGCGUGUGUUUAGCAUUCCACAUUACAAACUCAAAGCCCAAGGGCUGGGAAUAUUCCGUUGCCGUGUUUCUCGUUCUUAAUUUCAUGUCGUUUCUAGUGAUCUUUUUCUCGUAUCUUCGGAUGUUCUUCGUUGCUAAGCAGACACGAAGUGCCGUACGAAAAAUUCAAGACAAAAAUGACAGCGCCAUGGCCCGUAGAAUGACCCUGAUCGUUGCCACCGACUUCUUCUGCUGGGUCCCCAUAAUUCUGCUGGGCUUCGCCUCGCUAGGUGGAGCCACGAUUCCCACAGAGGUGUACGCCUGGGUGGCCGUGUUCAUCCUGCCCCUGAACUCCGCCGUGAAUCCCGUCUUGUACACAAUCUCCACGGCGCCCUUUCUACGUAAUUUCCGGAAACGUGCUAGCUACUUCCGAAAGUCUUUCAAGUUCUCCACUAAAAUUGAGACUAAGAACAGUUUCCUCGACAGAUCAUCCCAUGUCUGGGACCGGAAGCCCAUAUACCGCCAUCUUGAAUUGAUGCGCAUGCGCAGUAUGAACAAUACGCCGUUGACCAGAGAUUCUAGUCACAGCCGUUCCACUACUCGUUUACAUUCGGAUCACCUAUAAAUUUCCAGCACAUGACUUGUAUUCGUAGAAUUUGAUCAUUUUACAUCGCAUGUUAAAUCAAAGUACUGACAGUACUGGUGUGACGAUGCUUUUGAGAGGAUGGAUAUAAAAGCAUCAGGUUAAGUUUAUCUACAUCACCACAAUCACCACAAUUGUGUAUGUUGGUACGAAAAAAAAUUUGGCACACGAAUUUUGCGACAAAAAUUUGGGUAUGAAAAC